AUGCAGAACCUGAUCACUAGCGCAAAUCACAAUCUUGUUACACCCAAAGCGCAUCAGGAAAAUCCCAAGAAGACUGGGUCAGUCAUGUCGUCCUUUCCAAUGGAUAUGCAAAUACCCGGAGGAAGACACGACAAUGACCUUGCAGAAAUCUCUCAAGUUCAGAUUCUUCCUACCCAUGGAGAGAUUGUCAGCGGCAAUUCGGAAUAUCUACCAUCUACCAACUUCCUUCAGCCGCAAUUUCUCGCCGACCCUUUGCAAAGAUACAUUGACUCAACAUUCCGGCUCCUGCGCCAUGAUAUCUUCGGCUCAGCCAAAGAUGUUCUUCGAGAUUUGCUGCAGCAGAAGGAUUUGACACGAGUUCCUUAUCUCUCAGGCAAGGAUAGCGGGGCACAUCUCUAUCUGGGAGCACAGGCCCAGCAAAUGUUUAUCAAUGAGCGAAACGAGCUCCAAGCGACCGUAUCGUUUUCUACUCCACCACCACUCCGCAAAAAGACCUUCAACGAGCAAUGCAGAUGCUUUACAGCGAGAAGCUCACCGGUAUUCUGGUCGACUUCCCACGGUUUGAUCCCUGCCACGUUCGUCCCUAUCCUGAAAAACCUUCAGCGAAUCCAACGCGAAGGGGAGUUGGAAUUCCAAAAGUGGGUCUUGCCAGGCCGUAAGGAUGAUGAAGACGGUCACAGCAUACCCCCACCGACAUACGCACGCAAACCAGGAUUUAUCUUUCCCCUGACUUCGAUCACAAACGUCGGAGCUGCUAAUGUUGCAUUGGACCUGAGUACCCCUGAGUCUAUUGACAUCUUGAAGCUGCAAAGUCGAACUGGUCUCGACCACGGCCAGUGUCACGGACUUAUCGCUGCUCUCGCUCGAGAAUAUGCCCUCAUCCAAGGCCCGCCGGGCACCGAAAAGUCCUAUUUGGGUGUUAAGCUUGUUCAAGCUCUCCUUGAAAUCAAGGAAAAGGCAAAGCUAGGCCCGAUUAUUGUGAUUUGCUAUACCAACCAUGCCUUGGACCAAUUCUUAAAGCAUCUUCUUGAUGUUGGUAUCCAGAAAAUCAUACGCAUUGGCGGCCGCAGUCAGGCCACUGAGCUUGAAGGCAAGAACCUUCGCGUUGUCAGCAAAGACAUUAGGAAGACGAGAGUAGAGUCGCAAACCCUCGGCAUGUCAUUUCGAAGUGGGCCCCUCUUUGGCAGCACAAUUAGCCAAGGUAGAUGCAUGCAUCAAGAUGCAGCGUUCGCCUGGCCAGUCAUCUAG
This is a messenger RNA of Penicillium samsonianum, 1248 nucleotides long. RefSeq lists its product as uncharacterized. Gene Ontology annotation, molecular function: helicase activity. Bases 1 to 1248 code for a protein of 415 amino acids. The transcript has 3 exons. The record is from RefSeq and is a predicted model, not a curated record. Gene Ontology annotation, biological process: regulatory ncRNA-mediated heterochromatin formation. Gene Ontology annotation, cellular component: nuclear RNA-directed RNA polymerase complex. Lineage: Eukaryota; Fungi; Ascomycota; Eurotiomycetes; Eurotiales; Aspergillaceae.